Molecule: messenger RNA, 2022 nt
Organism: Cotesia congregata
Lineage: Eukaryota; Metazoa; Arthropoda; Insecta; Hymenoptera; Braconidae
Source: the annotation of a GenBank genome assembly
AUGAUAAAAACAGGUUGUUCCUAUUCAGUGAAACAUUCAAUUGUAUACGAGUGGAAAAUUAACGAAAUCACGUCAUUUCUUAAUGCUGCUAAACAUUCGGAAGAUGUAGAAGAAAUGAAUUCACCUAAAUUCUCAACAGGUGCUAAAAUAAAGGAUUCUUGGAAUUUACAAUUAAGGGUCGCUAAGGAUUCUGAUUCAUCAAAUAAAAAAUCAUGGAUGUCACUAUAUGUGAAAUCAAACAUCGAUACGAAAAUUCGAGCAUCGUUUGCGUUCUCUAUGGUAAAUAAUAAAAAAGAACGAGCAUACAUUGACAUAGACACCAAUCUCGUCAUUGGAAUUGAUCUGAAAGCUGUUCAAUCAAGCCGAUUUUUUAAUCAUCUCGGGAAAUAUUGGGGUUUUAAGAAUGUUAUAACAAUAGACAAAUUAUUGGAGAAAAAACAGGAAUUUUUACCAAAUGAUGUUUUAACAGUAUGUGUUGAUCUGACAGUCUAUGAUGAUUAUCUUGAAAUUAAAAAUCAAAUCGCUCCAUUGAGAGUAGGUGACAAGAAAUUUGAUGCUCACAAAUUUAUUUUGACUACGCGUAGCUGUGUCUUUGAAGCAAUGUUUUCUUAUGAUAUGAAAGAAAAGAAAGAAAAUGAAAUAACUAUAAUAGACAUUGAUGGUGAAGUAUUUGAAAAACUACUCGAGUAUAUUUAUACUGAUAAAGUUGAAGAUCUCAACAUUUUCGCUGAAGGAUUAUUAGAAGCGUCUGACAAGUAUCAGCUCCAAGGACUCAAAGAAAUCUGUGAAGAUUCUUUAGCAAGAAAUAUAUCUAUUGAAAAUGCUAUUAGAGUACUUAUAUUGGCAGAUCGUCACAGUGCGAAGCAAUUGAAGGAAGUAGUUGACAACUACGUGGUAUCAAAUUUUGUAAAAUUCAAAAAUACUGAAGACUUCAAAGCUUUGAAGGAAGGUUAUUCCUUUUCAGUAGAACAUUCAAUUGUCUACGAGUGGAAAACUAAUGGAAUAACAUCAUUUCUUGAUGCUGCCAAAUAUUCGGAAGAAUUAGAAAUGAUGAAUUCACCUAAAUUCUCAACAGGUGCUAAAAUGAAUGAUUCUUGGUAUUUACAACUAUCGAUAAAAAAAGAUUCCAAUUCAUUAAAUAGCAAAUCAUGUAUGUCACUAUAUUUGAAAUCGAAAAUCGAUAUGAAAGUUAGAGUGAUGUUUGCGGUUUUCAUUCUAAAUAAUAAAAAGGAACGAAUGUAUAUGACCAUAGAUAACAACCUCGUCAUUGAUGUUGAUUCAAAAGCUAAUCAAUUUGGCCGAUUUUUUCAAUAUUCCGCAGAUAACUGGGGUUUCAGCAAUGUUAUCGAAAUAAACGAAUUAUUGGCGAAAAAGGAGGAAUUUUUACCAAAUGAUAUUUUGACAGUAUGUGUUGAUCUGACUGUCUAUGAUGAUUAUCUUGAUGUUAAUAAUUCAAUCAACUCAAUGAAAAUUACUGCGGAAAAAUUGAGCGAGGAUUUUGAAAAACUUUUGAUUUUUAAGAAAAAUUCUGAUGUAGUUAUUUUAGUAGGCGAUAAGAAAUUUGAUGCUCACAAGCUUAUUCUGACCACGCGCAGCUGCGUGUUUGAAGCUAUGUUUUCUUAUGAUAUGAAAGAAAAAAAAGAAAAUGAAGUAACUAUAACAGACAUUGAUUGUGAAGUAUUCGAAAAACUUCUCGAGUAUAUUUACACUGACAAAGUCGAAAAUUUGGACAUUUUCGCUGAAGGAUUAUUGGAUGCGUCUGACAAGUAUCAGCUCCGCGGACUUAAAGAAAUCUGUGAAGAUUCUUUAGCCAAAACUAUAUCUAUUGAAAAUGCUAUCAGAAUACUAAUUUUAGCAGAUCGUCAUAAUGCGACACGGUUGAAGGAAUUUGCUAUGAACUAUGCUGUCAUUAACUUGGCGAAUUUGAAGAAUACUGGAGAUUAUGAAGCUUUAGGAAAGUUUCAACCAUCUCUCGCCCUUGCUUUGCUCCAAAAAUAUGUAGAUGGAAUAAAAACUAAUUGA